AUUUCCCUCCUUUGGAUGAACGUUAUCAUUUAUUCCAGCGUUUAUUAUCCUGUGAUGGAGCUUUUACAAAUUUUUGACAAUUUUAAAUUGGACGAUCUGAACGAUAAGUGGGUAAAUACUGUGUGGGAUUCACAAUUUCUAACCUACGACGAACCACCUCAAGAUGAUUAUUUUCUUUUCAUUGAAAGCGAGGAUAUGGACUUAUUAUUACAAGACACUUGUGAGGUCGUCAAAGAUUGGCUUGCUAAAAUUCAUACUUCAGAAGAAUGCAAUAAUAAAGAAGCAAAUGUUUCUUGGGAUGUAUUAGUAAGUUUGAAUAUAAAUGUGCAUGCUUUGUUAUCGGUUUUAUACUAUAUAAUAAAAUCUGGUCAACGUGAUGAAGCUAAUAAAACAAGUAAGCAAACUUGUUUGAAUGCAACAAGUUUAUAUCUUAUGUUAUUAGCUAUACCUGGAAGUCGUGCUUUUAAUAUAUUUCAUCCAAACUUAUAUAAAAAAGCAAUUGAAUCUUUGAAAUUAUGUAAACUCCUAAUUCCAAUAGUUACAAAGGGAAAUAAAACUGUAACUUUAGAAUAUAUGGAUAUUAAUGAAGAUCAAUCGAGCGAUCAUGUUAUUUCACUUUCAGAAAAGGUUUUAUUGAUCGAAGGUCUUAAAAAUAUUUUGUCUAAUUUCAUCACAAUGAUAAAGUUAUUUUCAUUUAGAGCUUAUUCACAUUCAUUAGAUAUUACUAUCUCUGUAUUACUUGAAGUUACUGACGUUAAUCAGUUUGAAUAUCAAAAGACAAGAAAUAAAUUGUUUUGUAACGCUUAUACAGCUCUAUUUAAAUUAUGUGAUAAUAAACAUGGACCUAUCAAAACAACUAUUAUGAUGAUAGCAAAAUACAUACAUCCUCGUUUUCUCUUUAAUCAUAAUGAUCAUCAAAUCAAGUUUAUGGCAAAUAUGCAUGAAUUAACAAUAGAUUUUUUAAGAAAAUUAUUACAUACUUAUGAAAAAGAAGCAAAGAUUGCUAUAAUGACAUUAAUUCAAUAUAUUAUGAUUAAAUGUCCGGAACGACAAGAGGCUCGUCAAAAGCAAGCUACAGUAUUAUUAAAACUAAUUACAAUAUGCAAAGAAGAUAUCAUUAUACAUAUUAUUAAUGAUAUAAUAUCUCUUUCACAUCAUACAAAAGUAUCCUGUAGGCUAUUUGCUCAAGAGAUCAUUGGUAAACUUUUAAUAGAAUCUAAUUUAAAUAACCAUGAUUUAAUAGAAUCUUUACAGCGGAAGAAGAUAAAAAAAGCAUUAAUUGCUACAACAUUGAGUAGAUGUGUGGAUUCUUCUAAUAUGGUAAGAGGUAGAGCUAUGGCAACAAUUGCAGAGUUUACAGACAUACAAAAUAAUAUCAUUGAAAUGCUCGUAGAAGAUACAUCUGAAGUAUCAUGUUCUGAUGAGACACUUCCUUUAUUCGAUGAAUUAAGAACCAUAUUAUUAAGAGAUGUUAAUCAGAUGCCAACAUUAAAUACAGUACUCAUCAUGUUAAUAGAUCGAGUAGAAGAUGAAAGAGCAUUAGUAAGACGAAGUGCACUACAGAUUUUAAAAAAUUUGACUAUUAAGUUUCCCAUACUGACAUGUCAAGUUGCUCCUAUAGUUGGUCGUCGUUGCAGAGACCCUGUAAUGACAGUACGUCGUUUCGCAAUACAUAUAUUAUCUGUUAUUUUAGAAUAUUUUCCUAGUGAUUCACAAAUCCUUAAUGAGUGGGUAGAAACAGUAUUACCACAAAUAUUUGAUACUGAAAUUAAAGUACAAGAAAAAGCACUAGAAUCUUUCCAAGACUUACUAAUAAGUAAGAUAACGAAUCAUUCCAAAUAUACUGAUAAUGCAAAAAGCAGUUUACCAUGGAGAAUCGUAGGUAAAUUAACUGACAUGAAAAUGAUGAAACAUUUAUCAAGAGCUUGUAAAAUAUGGAUUAAAGAUAAUCUCAUAAACAACUCUUUAAUCACAGAUAUACAAUCACAUAUUGGAUCAGACAAUGAUACAUCUGCAUGGGUUCUUUUAACAGCAAUAUCUGAAAGCAUGAAAUUACCAAAUUUGAAUAAAUAUAUUGACGAUUAUAAAGAUCUUAUACAAAAAAAUAACUAUCAUUCAAAUUUAAUUUUACAAAUAUUGAGAAAUUCUUGGUCAUCUUUAAGUAAAAAUGACAUGAACGAUUUGUAUGAAUACCUUUAUCAAUGCCUUUGUGAUUUCAAAAUUCAUUUUAGUUUAAUUAGUAUUUGUCUUGAUAUCAUUGGUGGAAUAAUAAAACAUUUACAUCCUGAUGAUAAUAAUCAUUUAGUGCAAUCUAACACGAUGAAAUUAAUGGAAAUAUCAGAAAUAAAAAUACAAAAAAUGCUUAAAACUAAUAAUAAAACAAUAAUGGAUACAUCAAAUUAUAUAAAAGCUAUGUCUACGUUAGGACAUGUUGCAUUUUCAUGUACUAAUAAGCUUUCAUCGUCUACUUUACGUAUUUUGGAAGGCUUAUUACUUGAAUCAGAAUUAUUACCAGAUUCAAUAAAGGAAGUAAAAGAAUUACAAGCUUUUGCUGUGGUUGUGCUUGGACAACAUGCAAUAAGAGAUCAUGAGAUAGCACAAGAGGUAAUACCAAUUUUAGGUAGACUCUUGCGUAUGGAUAUAAAUCACAAUUCAAGCACAGAGAUAGCUAUUAAGGUGAAUGCUGCUAAAGCUUUAGCAGAUCUCUGUAUUAGGUUCACUACAUUAGUUGAACCUUAUUUGUCAGACAUGUGCAUUUGUAUGAAAGAUCGAAGUUCUAUAGUAAGAGAAGCUGUUGUUGUAAUAUUUAUACAAUUAUUGUUAGAAGAUUUUAUAAAAGUAAAAGGACCAUUCUUUUUCCAUAUAUUAACAAUGUUAUUUGACCCAGAUAAAAUGAUACGGGAGUUAACUAUUUUUUUAAUCGAAGAGAGACUUUUAAAAAAGAAUAAAGUACUAAUAUCACAAAAGUUUUUGGAAAGUAUAUAUCAUUAUAAUAAUUAUCAAUUCAAGCACAGAUUAUGUGAUCGUAAAAUGCGAAAGGAAGAAAAAGAAAUUUUAACAUUUCCUGGAAAUAAGAAUCAUGAUAAUAGAGCAAUUAUUUAUAAUUUUAUGAUAGAACAUUUAGAUCCUCCUGAAAAAAUAAAAUUACUUGUAAAACUAACUACGCAAAUACUUGGUAGAGUUUCAAAUGGUACAAUUAAUGUUACAAGUCAAAAAGGCGCAUGUGUUUUAAAAGACACAUUAUAUAUACUCAACAAUGAGCGUUUACAACCAUUUCUAUCCUCUAACAAACAUACAAUAAAUUCUCAAGAUCAAGAAGACUUUAUGAGUCCAUCAGAUGUAUCAACUACUAAUGCAAUAACUGUAAUUAUAGAAGGAAUGAAAAGGCAUGGUUUAGAUAUAUUGCUACCAACAUUACUAAAAGUAAAAGAAAAAUUGGAAAUUUUAAAAUCACCUUUAAAACAUGAUGUAAUGAGAUUUGUUUCUAGAAUGUAUACAAUUUAUAGCAAAGAACAUCUUACAAAUCUGUUAAAUGAAUAUCCACAAUUGGAAAAAGAAAUUGAUCAAUACAAAAGAAAUUUUGAUAAAGAUGCAAACAUGGAAACUGAUAAUGUUGAAAUACAAGAUAAUUUGAGAUCGCUUAAGACUGGCACAGAGAAUCUUAAAACAAAUGUACAACUUUCGAUUUGUACUCGUAUACCUAAAGUUAUUUUACAUCGUAUUUCACCAACAUCCUUUAAAAAAAGCCAAGAAUCUAAUCCAAGUACAAGUACACCAAAAUUAUCUGACAGAAGUUAUGAUCAUAAACGUGAUUAUAUAUUACCAAUUAAGUGUACUAAAAGAUCCUCUCAUUCUCAGGAGACGACAUUGGAUCGUAAAGUCAUAAAAAAUAGCACAGUGCAAAUUUUAAGUGAUAAUGAUUCUGAAUAGCCAAAAUAAUCAUUUUUAUAUUCAAUAAGACAUGUGGCAAUCGCGAAUAAUAAUCUAUAAAGAUUAUACCUACCUCGUAAUUUUUGUUGAAUAUGAAAAGCUGUUUGCGAGAUGGUUUGAGUACGAAUUUCAAGUUCUUUUUGCAUGUCUAGAAAUUAAAUAUAAAUAGGUCUUAAACUGAUAUUAAUAUUGUCAAAUUGAAACAUACCUUUGCUUGUAUGUGAUAAAACAUUAUUAUGCAAAUCUUUAACAAUUGAUAUAUUUUCCACUAGCAGUUGUAUAAAACCACGUACUUCUUCGACCUACAUUAACAUUAUUUCAUAUUUUUAUCACCCGAAUAUCACAUGAUUAUAUGUCAAUUCAUUAUACAUACUUCCACUAGCACUUCUUUUAAUUUUUUAUUUUGUGCUAUUUGAAUGUGAACAUCUUGCAAGAAUCCUCUGCCAAAUGUAGUACUGCUAUUACGGCACUUGAAGUCAAAGUGGAUAUAUUUAAAUAGCGUUUUUAUAAAUUGAACAGGAGAUAUAAUUUGAUUGAUGUGACUAAAUGUUUAAGUGGCACAAGAAUAAAGGAAAUAUUUGCUGAUAAGCUUAAAAUAAACUAUCUAUUUGUAUAAGAUACAAGAAUAUCAUAUAAGCUUUACUAAUAUAUUAUUCUUAAAUUAUGUCGUGAUAUAAUUAUGUGAUUUCGAAAAAGAAAUAUAUACUAACGGCACAUAAAUCGGGUAAGCGAUCGCGAACCAUGAUGAGUAUUGUUUCAAGAUCAACGUGUAACUGACGAUACCGGUGAACUGAAUACACACGAUAUAUAUCUCAUUAUCCAUCUUAUCAGGGCGUUGCAGGUAAUAGAUAAAAGUCAACGUUCCAUUUAUAUCGUGAAAUCGCGUGUAUAAUUUAAAUGGAUAGAUUUAAGUUUACGAAUAAUUUUUAUAUGAUGAAUAUCCUUGGCAUAGUUUCAAUCUAAAACAGAUCGUCUGUGUAAAUGAAGAUACUUUGCAUCUGGAAUGUAAUAGGAAACAGCCACUUAGCAGCUGAGCUACAAGGCCGAAAUUUAAAUCAAUUGCGAACACGUGUUCGUCUUCAUCUUAAGUGAAAAGCAUUGUAAUUCCAUUUAAUAUACUAUGUAAUAUCUGUUUAUUACACACAUGAUCUAUAUAAUAACUUUCUUAUGUUGGAAAAGAUCUUGAUUUUUAUUUAAAAAGAUAUUAUAUAAUUUACUUUGAAUAUAAAUACAGAUGCAUAUAGCAUAGAAUAAAUAUGCAAAGUAUGAAGUAAGUAUAUUAAUAUAAACAUCUAUCUAAGAUGUAUAAGAGAGAAAAAGAGAAUUUUAGUUAAGUUUAAUUAUAUAUAAUAUAUAAAUAUAUUCAAAAAGAGAGUACAACUAAUGUUUAUCUUAAAUUUAUAUACAUCUAAUCUAAAUAAUGCUGUGAUAUUAAAAAAGAAAAGAAAAUGAUUAGAUAAUAAUUGGAAUAUGCUACAACGUAACAAAUUAUUGUAUAAUAAUAAAUAUAUUAGUAUUUAAUAUACUUAAUGUACAUUUGUGUAGGUAAAAACAAAAUUGACGAAGAUCAUAUAUUUAUUUUAUAAUUGUAUAUAUUCUUUAUAGAAGAGUUACAAUAAAUAUAUUAUUAUUAUUAUGAGAUUUCUACAUUAUAAAACAAGAAGCUCUUUUUACAUUUGAAAAUAGAAUCAGUUAAUACAUAUUAAUACAUGAUAGUAAAAAAAUACUGUGCUGUUAUAGUGACAUUCAUUGCAUUUUAUUAUUGCAUUUUAUCAUAUAUCAUUUAACAACAACAAUGUGUGUAUAAUCUUUAAACUAUCUCAAAAAAUGGGAAGACAGUCAAGGUAGUGCAGGUAACAUGAUAUAAUAAAUCAGAACUUUAUCAAGUAUUGCUGUUAAAUAUUAAUGCAGACAUAUUAAUUAUUUUAUUACAAUUUAGAUCUUCCAAACUACUAAUUGAAUUUUUGAGUAUAUUAUU
Molecule: messenger RNA, 5908 nt
Organism: Vespula pensylvanica (western yellowjacket)
Lineage: Eukaryota; Metazoa; Arthropoda; Insecta; Hymenoptera; Vespidae
Product: condensin-2 complex subunit D3-like
Exons: 4
Coding region: 16-3930 (1304 amino acids)
Biological process (GO): mitotic chromosome condensation; meiotic chromosome condensation
Cellular component (GO): condensed chromosome, centromeric region
Molecular function (GO): histone binding
Source: RefSeq, a predicted model, not a curated record